CGUGCUGGCGAACUGCCGCGUGCUCUUCUUCCACUACUCCGUGGACCCGCACCCGAAGUUCACGGUCGACGCGCGGAGCCGCGCCGUGAUCCGCGCGCACGUCGCCGCGGGCAGCGUCGAGGUCGCGCUGCCCCUCGUGGCCUUCCUGACGUCCGACGAGGCGCUCGGGCGCGGCGCGAUGUGGGCCACGCUCGCCGCCGAGGUCGUCCACGCGUCGACGGCCGCGGCGCUCACGCCGGACGUCUUCGGCACGAAGACGAUCAUGGUGCCCGCCUACGCCGUCGUCGUGGCCAUCAAGGUCCUCCUCGCGUGCGGCCUCCUCGCGGCGCUCGUGCACGACCGGGCCGCCGUGUCCGGCCGCGCGGCCUACAAGGACGAGGUCGAGUGGCUCUCGGCGUCCUGUGGCGGUGACGAUUUUCGAGAGAUUUUGACCGGAAAAACGAAGAGACAUCGUGACCGGCAUGCUUGGGAGGUGGCUCUGGGCCCUGUGGAGCGCGCACAACACCUACGCGUACGUGCGGCUCUGGUACGCGUUCCUCGCGCGCAUCGACAGCCUCCAGAGCCACCUCUACAGCGUCGCGAUCCUGCUCGCGGGCGCGACGGCCGGCGGCCAGGCCGUCGGCUUCGUCUUCGUGCCGCUGCUCGUGGCCGCGUGCUACGUCUACCAGGCGUGGCUCCACCGGUCGGCCAAGGGGCUUUUGGACCGCCUCGAGGCCAUCGAGGCCAAGGCGAAGCGCCGGGGCUUCGCGACCGCCGCGGAGCUCGAGGCCGAGGCCGCGGACCUGCGCCUCGCGCUCCUCGACCGCGCGCUGUCCUUCGAGGAGAACUCGCGCCUCUUCCUCAUCCAGAGCGGCGACCAGAUAUCCUACGUGCGCGAGCUCCUCGAGCGCCGGGGCCUCGACGCCGACGACGCGGCGCUCCGCGCCGCGGACGUGGCCCCGCGGACGCGCGCGGACGUCGUCUACGAGCUCGCGGCGUCCCAGAGCUACCUCGAGUGCGACCGCGACGUCAACGGCGCGGAGCUCCUGCUCUUCUUCGCGCACUUCGGCAUGCGCGUGCCGCAGGUCGCGGCGAUCCUGCGGACGAAGAUCACGAGGCACCCGGACGGGAGCGAGACCGUGUCGCGCGACGUCUUCUUCGACGCCUUCGAGGUCUUCUGGACCUACGUCUUCGCCCAGCUCCUCGAGCUCUACCGCGCGGCGACGCUGUCGACGCGGCACACGCUCAACGAGCUCCUCGCGCGCCACGACCGGCGCUCGGACGGCUGCCCCUUCAAGGCGGCACCGAGCCCGCGCGACGCCGACGCCGCGGUCGCGCGCCUCGCGGCGUCGCCGCCGGCGGGCGCCGCGUCCGCGGUCUGGGCGUCGAAGCGGUCCCUCCUCUCCGCGCGCGCCGCGUCGCCCGCGAGUAGCGCCGCGGCGCCGUCGUUCGUCGACCCCCGCGCCGCGCUCCGCGUCGCGAACGUGCAGAUCCACAUGGACUCCUGGGUCUCCGCGCGCCACCUCGACCUCGAAGCGCGCGC
Aureococcus anophagefferens is the source of this 1522-nucleotide messenger RNA. RefSeq lists its product as hypothetical. Lineage: Eukaryota; Pelagophyceae; Pelagomonadales; Pelagomonadaceae. The transcript has 3 exons. The record is from RefSeq and is a predicted model, not a curated record. Bases 179 to 1411 code for a protein of 410 amino acids.